ACAACAGCAAUAAACAUGCAGUGGAUUAAAUGUUUAUUAACCGCAUUCAUUUGCUUCACAGUAAUUGUGCAGGUUCACAGUUCCGGCAAUUUUGAAUUGCGCCUCAGAUACUUCAGCAACGAGCACGGCCGGGACAGCGAGGGCCAUUGCUGCACCGGCGAAAAGGAUGCGACGACGGGCAGGUGCAUUGGCACCUGCAAGACGAGAUUUCGUGUCUGCCUGAAGCACUACCAGGCGACCAUAGACACCACCUCGCAGUGCACAUACGGGGAUGUUGUGACCCCCAUACUCGGCGAGAACUCCUUCAAUCUGACGGAUGCGCAGAGCUUUCAGAGCAGGGGCUUCACGAAUCCCAUACAGUUCGCCUUCAACUUUGCCUGGCCGGGCACAUUCACGCUGAUCGUCGAGGCCUGGCACGAUACGAACAACAGCGCCAAUGCGCGCACCAACAAUCUGCUCAUACAACGCCUCUCUGUGCAGCAAGUGCUCGAGGUCUCAUCCGAAUGGAAGACGAACAAAUCCGAGUCCCAAUACACUUCGCUCGAAUACGAUUUUCGUGUCACCUGCGAUGCGCAUUAUUAUGGCACCGGCUGUGCGAAUCUCUGCCGACCCCGUGAUGAUCAAUUCGGGCACUACACAUGCUCCGAAACUGGUGAAAUAAUCUGCCUGACAGGCUGGCAGGGCGACUACUGCGAGAAACCCAAAUGCGCCAAAGGCUGUCUCCAUGGUCAGUGCGAUAAGCCCAAUCAAUGCAUCUGCCAGAAGGGCUGGCGAGGACCGCUGUGCGAUGAGUGUGCUCCGUACCCGAGCUGCGUGCACGGCACGUGCAACAAGCCAUGGGACUGCAUCUGCAACGAGGGCUGGGGCGGUCUGUUCUGCAACCAGGACCUGAACUACUGCACGAACCAUCGGCCCUGCCUGAAUGGCGGCACCUGCUUCAAUACUGGCCAGGGCCUGUACACGUGCAUGUGUGCGCCGGGCUAUAGCGGCAACGAUUGCCAGACGGAGAUCAACUCGUGCGAUUCCGACGUGAAUCCCUGCCAGAAUGGCGGCACCUGCGUGGACGAGGCGACGCAGCGCGGCUACAAGUGUAUGUGCCCCAAGGGCUGGAACGGACGCAUGUGCGAGGAGAAGCUGCUGACCUGCGCCGACAAGCCGUGCCACCAGGGCAGAUGCCGCAACACGAGCAGCAACAGCAAGCAGGGGUUUCAGUGCGACUGCCCCAGCGGCUACAGCGGCAACACCUGCGAGCUGCACUUAGACAACUGCAAUCCGAAUCCCUGCCAGAACGGCGCCAGCUGCCAGCCGAAUGGCAAAUGCAUCUGCCCCGACGGCUACACGGGCGCCAAAUGCGAGCAGAACAUCGAUGACUGUGUGGGGCACAAGUGCCAGAAUGGCGGCACCUGCAUCGACAUGCUCAACCAGUAUCGCUGCCAGUGCGUGCCCGGCUUCCAUGGGCCGCGCUGCAGCAGCCGAGUCGAUCUGUGCCUGACCAAGCCGUGCGCCAACGGCGGCAGCUGCACCAAUCUGAACAAUGACUAUCAGUGCGCGUGUCGUGCGGGCUUCACCGGCAAGGACUGCUCCAUUGACAUUGACGAGUGCGGCAGCCUGCCCUGCCACAACGGCGGCACCUGCAUGAAUCGCGUCAACAGCUUCGAGUGCGUCUGCGCCAACGGCUUUCGCGGCAAGCAGUGUGACGAGGAGUCCUACGACUCGGUCAGCUUCGAUGCCCAUCAAUAUGGCGCCACGACGCAGGCCCGCGCCGAUGGCCUCACCAAUGCCCAGGUCGUGCUCAUCGCCAUCUUCUCCGUGGCCAUGCCGCUGGUCGCUGUGAUCGCCGCCUGCGUUGUCUUCUGCAUGAAGCGCAAGCGCAAGCGCGCCCAGGAGAAGGACGACGCCGAGGCACGCAAACAGAACGAACAGAACGCGGUCGCCACGCUCCAUCAUAAUGGCAGCGGCGUCGGCGUCGGCGUGGGCGUCGGCGGCCUGCCCGCCGGCACGCUGGGCGUGAAGCGCGGCAGCAGCGGCGGCCUGACCUUUGACAACAGCAAUCCCAACAUCAUCAAGAACACGUGGGACAAGUCGGUCAACAACAUCUGCGCCUCGGCCGCUGCAGCUGCUGCGGCCGCGGCCGCCGCCGACGAGUGCCGCAUGUAUUCCGGAGCGUUGGCCAACUAUGCCGCCGCCGCGGACAACAAUGCCAAUUCCGAGUUCUGCGGCGUGGGCCAGAUAGCGCCGCUGCAGCGCGCCAAGUCGCAGAAGCAGCUCAAUACGGAUCCCACGCUCAUGCAUCGCGCCUCCCAGCUGCUCUCUGCGGGCGCUGGAGCCGCCGGAGCGGCAGCGGCAGCAGCAGCCGGCUCAACCAAAGACUACAGCGCGUCCGGCGCUGGAACGGGCGCCAGCGAGGGCAAGGGCAAGCGCAUCUCGGUGCUGGGCGAGGGCUCCUACUGCAGCCAGCGCUGGCCCUCCUUGGCCGCGGCAGGUGUCGCCGGCGCCUGCUCCUCGCAGCUGAUGGCCGCCGCCUCGGCGACGGGCAGCGGUGCGGCGACGACGCAGCGCACCGUGGUCUGUGGUACGCCGCACAUGUAAACAAAGACUGCCAGCGAGAGAGAGCGAGAGAGAGAGAGAGU
This is a messenger RNA of Drosophila novamexicana, 2630 nucleotides long. It is a transcript of the gene Delta, whose product is annotated as neurogenic locus protein delta. The record is from RefSeq and is a predicted model, not a curated record. The transcript is spliced from 6 exons. The coding region runs from base 16 to 2589 and encodes 857 amino acids. Gene Ontology annotation, biological process: heterophilic cell-cell adhesion; multicellular organism development; cell communication. Gene Ontology annotation, molecular function: calcium ion binding. Lineage: Eukaryota; Metazoa; Arthropoda; Insecta; Diptera; Drosophilidae. Gene Ontology annotation, cellular component: protein-containing complex; plasma membrane.